Lactuca sativa (garden lettuce) is the source of this 624-nucleotide messenger RNA. Lineage: Eukaryota; Viridiplantae; Streptophyta; Magnoliopsida; Asterales; Asteraceae. The record is from RefSeq and is a predicted model, not a curated record.
AUGAAAGCCAAGUCUAUUCCUUCUAAAAGCAUUAAAGUUACAAAGAAAUCAAAGAAGUCGGUUCCGAAACCAAGGUCUCCAUCACCGGUGCUUCAAGAUAAAUCUGCAGAAAGGACUGUAUCUUCUCCUCCAUCCUCUACCAUUCCAGAAUCUGAUGUUCUUGAAACUAUCAUGAAGGAACCAUUUUCGAAUCUCACCACUCCUCCACCUCCACCUCCACUAAAUCCACCAACUUUACCCAUGUCAAUCUCACCCAUUACAAAUUCCAUUCUGAUUUUAAUCCCACUUUCGACUCCCUUUUUCACAUACUCAAUCGUUCCUACAACAACCUCUGUUACAACUUCACCAGAAGUUCCUAUUAUCAAAUCCAUUUCGGAGGAGAUUAGGACUUCAAGCAUCUCAGGUAACACAUUUGAUGUGGAGCCAAAUGCCAAUAUUGGUGUGUCUUCUGAACCAUCCACCUCUAUUCCACCAACUUUGCAUGAGGAUGUUGAUAUUAUGUUUAGGGAUGACCAAGAACCUCUUGAUGAUUUUGUCUUCCACCCAUUUACCGUAAAUAUCGAUAUUGAUAAUGAUGAUUCCCCUAUUACUAAAGGUCAAUUCAAGGAACUGAAAAAAGCUUGA